This is a messenger RNA of Tarenaya hassleriana, 2992 nucleotides long. RefSeq names its product ATPase 7, plasma membrane-type. NCBI's taxonomy places the organism in Eukaryota, Viridiplantae, Streptophyta, Magnoliopsida, Brassicales, Cleomaceae. The coding region runs from base 110 to 2992 and encodes 960 amino acids. The transcript has 21 exons. Gene Ontology annotation, cellular component: plasma membrane. Gene Ontology annotation, molecular function: ATP binding; P-type proton-exporting transporter activity; ATP hydrolysis activity. Gene Ontology annotation, biological process: regulation of intracellular pH; proton export across plasma membrane. The record is from RefSeq and is a predicted model, not a curated record.
UCGAUCGGCUUUGAAAGGGCUAAAGGUUGAUGCUGUGGAGAAAGGCCUGUCCAUAUUCUUUUCGACGAGUUUUAAUAACUUGUGGCUCAAGCAAAAGGGAAGCUCAGAGAUGGCCGAAAAAUCAGAAACUCUUCAGGCUAUCAGCAAGGAAAGCAUUGAUCUGGAAAAUGUACCACUGGAAGAGGUUUUCGACCAUCUGAAAUGCACCAGAGAGGGUUUGAGCUCCAAUGAAGCACAAGAGCGGCUUUCAUUGUUUGGUUACAACAAACUCGAGGAGAAAAGGGAAAGUAAGAUACUAAAGUUCUUGGGAUUCAUGUGGAAUCCACUGUCAUGGGUCAUGGAAGCUGCAGCCAUCAUGGCCAUUGCUCUUGCUCAUGGCGGAGGAAAGCCUCCUGAUUACCAUGACUUUGUGGGGAUUGUGAUCUUACUUCUGAUAAACUCGACGAUCAGUUUCAUAGAAGAAAACAAUGCCGGAAAUGCAGCUGCUGCUCUCAUGGCUCGGUUGGCUCCUAAAGCAAAGGUCUCACGAGACGGGACAUGGGAUGAGAUAGAUGCUGCUGUGUUGGUUCCUGGAGAUAUAAUCAGUAUAAAACUAGGAGACAUCAUUCCUGCAGAUGCCCGCCUUCUCGAAGGAGACCCUCUAAAGAUUGAUCAGUCAGCUCUUACAGGAGAAUCUCUUCCAGUUACGAAACAUCCAGGUGCUUCAGUGUACUCUGGUUCAACCUGCAAGCAAGGUGAAAUAGAAGCAGUCGUCAUUGCAACUGGCGUUCACACUUUCUUCGGAAAGGCAGCUCAUCUUGUGGAGAACACUACCCAUGUCGGCCACUUUCAGAAGGUCUUGACUGCAAUAGGGAACUUCUGUAUCUGCUCAAUUGCCGCUGGAAUGGCGAUAGAGAUUAUCGUCAUAUACGGUAUCCAACAGAGAGGAUACCGUGUUGGAAUCGAUAACCUUCUUGUGUUACUGAUCGGCGGGAUCCCAAUCGCAAUGCCUACUGUUCUUUCAGUCACAAUGGCAAUCGGCGCUCACCGACUGGCUCAGCAGGGUGCCAUAACAAAGAGGAUGACAGCCAUUGAAGAAAUGGCGGGAAUGGAUGUUCUGUGCAGCGAUAAAACUGGCACUCUCACACUAAACAAGCUUACUGUGGACAGAACUCUUAUCGAGGUUUUCAAGAAGGGUGUUGAGAAGGAUACAGUUGUGCUCAUGGCUGCGAGAGCUUCACGUUUGGAGAACCAAGAUGCCAUAGAUACCGCCAUUGUUUCAAUGCUGGGAGACCCGAAAGAGGCACGUGCUGGAAUUCAAGAAGUCCAUUUCCUUCCAUUCAAUCCCACUGAUAAAAGAACUGCGCUUACAUACGUAGAUGGGGAAGGCAAGAUGCAUCGAGUGAGCAAAGGCGCUCCUGAGCAGAUUUUGGCUUUGGCACACAACAAAGUGGAGAUCGAGAAAAGGGUACAUAUGGUUAUCGAUAAGUUUGCAGAAAGAGGCCUAAGAUCACUUGCAGUUGCCUAUCAGGAAGUACCAGAUGGUGAUGUUAAAAGCCAAGGUGGUCCUUGGGAAUUAGUAGGCCUUCUUCCUCUGUUUGACCCUCCUCGCCAUGACAGUGCUCAGACAAUCGAGAGAGCUCUUCUGCUUGGAGUCAGUGUUAAAAUGAUCACAGGUGACCAGCUGGCAAUUGCCAAGGAAACAGGAAGAAGGCUUGGAAUGGGCGCAAACAUGUACCCGUCUUCAUCUUUGCUCGGCGAAACCCAUAUCGAAGCAGAUUCAGCAAUCCCCAUUGAUGAACUCAUUGAAAAUGCAGAUGGGUUUGCAGGUGUCUUUCCUGAGCACAAGUAUGAGAUCGUAAGGAGACUCCAAGCCAGGAAGCACAUAUGUGGAAUGACUGGUGACGGAGUGAAUGAUGCACCGGCUCUGAAGAAAGCUGAUAUCGGAAUCGCUGUGGCGGAUUCCACUGACGCUGCCCGCAGUGCUUCUGACAUUGUUCUUACAGAACCUGGGCUUAGUGUUAUCAUCAGUGCUGUCUUGACCAGCCGUGCAAUCUUCCAGAGAAUGAAAAACUAUACGAUCUAUGCUGUUUCUAUCACUAUACGUAUAGUGUUGGGUUUCAUGCUUCUGUGUGUCUUCUGGAAAUUUGACUUCCCUCCUUUCAUGGUUCUAGUAAUCGCAAUUCUUAACGAUGGUACUAUAAUGACCAUAUCCAAGGACAGGGUCAAGCCUUCUCCAACUCCAGACAGUUGGAAGCUGAAGGAGAUCUUUGCUACCGGCAUUAUCCUCGGAGGCUACAUGGCCCUGAUGACAGUUGUGUUUUUCUGGGCAUCUUAUGAAACUAACUUCUUCCCUAAAAUUUUCGGUGUGAGGAACUUCAACAGGCACCAUUUCAACAUGACAGACAAGGCAGUGGCCACUCACUUGAAUGAACAGAUGGCUUCUGCAGUGUACCUUCAAGUCAGCACCAUUAGUCAGGCGCUGAUCUUUGUGACCCGAUCAAGGAGCUGGUCAUUCAUCGAGCGCCCUGGUUUUCUUCUUUUAAUUGCUUUCCUCAUCGCUCAGCUUGUUGCUACGGUCAUAUCAGCAAGAGCAAACUGGGAAUUUGCGGGGAUUAGAAGCAUAGGAUGGGGUUGGACAGGAGUUAUCUGGAUAUACAACAUGGUAACUUACUUGUUGCUUGAUCCUAUCAAGUUUGGUGUUCGUUAUGCGCUCAGUGGACGGCCAUGGAUUCAAAUGUUUGAUCAAAGGAUUGCACUCACGGGAAAGAAGGAUUUCGGAAAGGAAGCACGAACGGCGGCAUGGGCGGCCGAGAAGCGUACACAGCAUGGUCUUCGAACUCCGCCUAGAAACCCUUCUACGGAUCUGAACUUUAUGGUCGAAGAAACCAAAAGGCGAGCCGAACUUGCGAGACUGAGGGAGCUUCAGACACUGAAAGGAAAAGUGGAGUCGGCGGCCAAACUGAAGGGCUACGAUAUGGAUGAUGCCAACUACAACAACUACACCAUCUGA